Molecule: messenger RNA, 1098 nt
Organism: Dendrobium catenatum
Lineage: Eukaryota; Viridiplantae; Streptophyta; Magnoliopsida; Asparagales; Orchidaceae
Product: protein SRC2-like
Exons: 1
Coding region: 165-947 (260 amino acids)
Biological process (GO): defense response
Source: RefSeq, a predicted model, not a curated record
AAGUUUGUCUCAACCAACGCGUCAAUACAUAACGGUCCUUUUUUCUCGCGGAAGCUUAAUUACCAAAUUACCAAACGCAAAUUCCUUCGCCACCACUCGCUAACCUCUUCACAUCAAUUUAUAGUCCGCUAUCCCGAAACCCUAACCCAAAUUACCGUCCGGCAAUGGCAUACCGCACGCUAGACCUCACCCUCAUCUCCGCAAAUGACCUAAAAAAUGUUAACCUCUUCACCAGAAUGCGCGUCUACGCCAUCGUCACCAUGUACUCCGACAGCCCGCUGUCGCGGCAGCGCAUCGCCCCCGACCGCGACGGUGGCCGGAACCCCAAUUGGAACGCUACGAUCCACUUCACCUUCCCCGCCGGGAAUCCGGGCAACCUUUUUCUCCGCAUCCUUCUCUGCGCUGAUCGCUUCUUCGGAGACCGCUAUGUCGGCGUCGUUCAAAUCCCUCUCCGCGACAUGAUCGCCAACGCCGGAGAUACUCGGUUUCUCAGCUACCAGGUCCGCCGCCCCUUCUCCAAUAAGCCCAAAGGCGUCCUCAACUUCUCAUAUAAGAUCAGCGAUCCUAUCACGCCGCCUUCCCCCUACCCUCAUCUUCACUUCGUCGCUCCACCACCGGCGGAAAAGCCGGCUCAGGAGCCGGUGAUUGCAUACCCGCCGGCGGGAUAUUACCCUGCCCAACAGCCAUAUGGGAACGCUGCUCCGGGCAUGCCGGCUGGAUAUGGUUAUUCGCCUGCUGGGUAUGGUUACCCGCUGGCUGGAUACGGUUAUGGAGCUCCAGCACAGGCUCCGGCACCGGUGUCAAUGAAGCCUGGGAAUAAAGGUAGUUCGGGGAUGGGGCUGGCAGCGGGGAUUAUGGGCGGCGCUCUUGGAGGGCUUCUCAUUGGCGAUAUGAUCUCCGACGGCUCAGGUUAUGAGGCCGGGUUCGAUGACGGUUCGGCCUUUUGAGCAGUUUUUAAAUUAAUUAAUUGAGGGUGGAAUGCGUAAUUCUUGCAGAACGUAUAUAAAUACUGAUUUGUUGUGGAGUUUGCUGUGAUUAUGACAGUUUUUUAUCAGGUCUUUUGUGUUAUAAAAAAGUAUCCUUCAAAUUUAAAGUAAA